UCUCCUUGUAGUGGCUCUCACCACUUACAGGGUUGUACAGAAGAAUUAUACCUUGAUCAACUGGAGGAUGAUUCUUUGUUUUCGCUGAAAACUUUAUGUUUGCCACCUAUGAAGCGGCUUCAAUGUCUGUCAUUCAAAUUCACAAGUAUGGAAGAAGUGAAGAUCAAUUGGGAAAAGGAAGGAAGAAAGAUACAGACACCAUAUGACUUUCAAACCUCUGUGAUUGCAGGCGAAAGAAACUUCUACAACUUGUGGACGGUCGACAUACUGUCCUGCCCAAAUUUAAAGGACAUUACAUGGAUCAUUUGGGCCCCAAAUCUGAGAAAUCUCUUUGUGGCUAACUGCCAUAGAAUGGAAGAAAUAAUUAGUGAGGGUGGAGUUGCAGCGAUGACCGGGGAUCUUAUCUUGUUUGAGAAACUCCAAAAUCUGAGAUUAUUUUCUUUGUCAGAAUUGAAGAGCAUCCACAGGUUUGCACUUUCCUUCCCAUGUUUGGUUGAAAUUAGAGCAGUUGAUUGUCCAAAGCUGAGGAAAAUUCCACUUAACUCCAAUAGCGCAGAAGGGCGUAGAAUCAUCAUUGGAGGAAACCAACAGUGGUGGAAUGAGCUAGAAUGGGAGGAUGAAUCCGCACGGGACACUUUUCUCCCCUCUUUCCAACCUAUAGAUUAAGGCUUAGUUGGACAACAUUGUCUGGUGCUGCCUUAUAGAUGUAAUUGUUAAAAGUAUUGUGUUAUAUUGUUACAAAAAGUAUAUUGUCACCAAAAAUAUUUUUAGUAUUUGAUAAUUAUAUUUUAAAAUAAUUAUCUAGUGUAAAA
Molecule: messenger RNA, 812 nt
Organism: Rubroshorea leprosula
Lineage: Eukaryota; Viridiplantae; Streptophyta; Magnoliopsida; Malvales; Dipterocarpaceae
Source: the annotation of a GenBank genome assembly